Messenger RNA from Cavia porcellus (domestic guinea pig), 2896 nucleotides. It is a transcript of the gene Prdm8, whose product is annotated as PR/SET domain 8. The record is from RefSeq and is a predicted model, not a curated record. The transcript has 4 exons. Gene Ontology annotation, biological process: oligodendrocyte development; regulation of DNA-templated transcription. The coding region runs from base 128 to 2131 and encodes 667 amino acids. Gene Ontology annotation, molecular function: protein binding. Gene Ontology annotation, cellular component: nucleus. Lineage: Eukaryota; Metazoa; Chordata; Mammalia; Rodentia; Caviidae.
UCUACAAGACCUGAAACACCCGACAUGGAAUUGCACUGAUACAAUAGGCAGACAGCAGCCCUUGAUCGCAGCUCCCCAGUUCCAGGUGGCCUUAUCGGGGCGAGCGGAUCCCGACCUUAUUCCGGUGAUGGAGGAUUCAGGCAUCCAGAGAGGCAUCUGGGAUGGAGAUGCCAAGGCUGUCCAACAAUGCCUGACAGAUAUUUUUACCAGCGUUUACACAACCUGCGAUAUCCCCGAAAAUGCUAUAUUUGGGCCCUGCGUUUUGAGCCAUACUUCCCUGUAUGACAGCAUAGCCUUCAUAGCACUCAAGUCCACUGACAAGAGAACUGUACCUUAUAUCUUCCGGGUAGACACCUCAGCGGCAAACGGUUCUUCCGAAGGCCUCAUGUGGCUGCGCCUGGUCCAGUCGGCCAGAGAUCGGGAAGAACAGAACCUCGAAGCCUACAUCAAAAACGGACAGCUGUUCUACCGCUCCCUCCGCAGGAUUGCCAAAGACGAGGAAUUACUCGUUUGGUACGGGAAAGAACUGACUGAGUUACUCUUGCUCUGCCCCUCUAGACCCCACAACAAACUGAAUGCAGGGUCGUCCCCUUAUUCAUGCCUGGAAUGCAGCCAGCGUUUCCAGUUUGAGUUUCCCUAUGUGGCGCAUCUGCGUUUCCGCUGCCCCAAGAGACUUCACAGCGCUGAUCUGAGUCCCCAAGACGAGCAAGGCGGCGGCGUGGGCACGAAGGACCAAGGGGGCGGCGGCGGCGGCAAAGAGCAGCAGCCGCAACAGGAGGCAUCUUUGGGCCCCGGGCCCAAAUUCUGCAAAGCUGGCCCCAUCCACCAUUACCCAGCCCCCUCGCCCGAGAGCAGCAACCCACCUCCCUCCGCUGGCAGCACUAGCAGUAGCAGCAGCAGCAGUGCGAAGCCAUCUACGGACUUCCACAACCUGGCCCGGGAGCUGGAGAACUCGCGGGGAGGCGGCAGCUGCUCCCCGGCCUCAGGGCUCAGCGGCGGUUGCAGCGGCGCCGGCCACCAGGAGGCGGAGCUGAGCCCCGACGGCGCGGCCGCCGGCGGCUGCAAAGGAAAGCGGAAGUUCCCCGAGGAGGCUGCCGAGGUGGGGGGCCGGGCCCGCCCGGCCGAGCGGCCCCCGCCGGCCUCCAAGGAGGACCUGGUGUGCACGCCGCAGCAGUACCGCGCCUCGGGCAGCUACUUCGGCCUGGAGGACGGCGGCCGCCUCUUCACGCCGCCCAGCCCCGAGACGGGCGAGGCCAAGCGCAGCGCCUUCGUGGAGGUGAAGAAGGCGGCGCGCGCGGCAGGGCUGCAGGAGGACACGGCUGCCGAGGGCGGCGGCGCGGCGCCCGAGGACCAGGACGCCGGCGGGGGCGGCGGGGGCGGCGCGUCCACACCCGCGGCCGCGUCCCCGGCGGGCGGCGCAGAGAAGCUGCUGGGCCCGCGGCCGGGGGGCCCGCUGCCCGGCCGGCUGGAGGGCGGCAGCGCCUUCACGUCGGUGCCGCAGCUGGGCGGGGGCGCGGCGGGCGCGGCGGGCGGCGGCCAGGGCUCCGCGCCCGACGAGCGCAAGAGCGCCUUCUCGCAGCCCGCGCGCUCCUUCUCGCAGCUGUCCCCGCUGGUGCUGGGCCAGAAGCUGGGGGCGCUCGAGCCGUGCCACCCCGGCGACGGCGUGGGCCCCACCAGACUGUACCCCGCCCCCGCCGACCCGCUGGCCGUGAAGCUGCAGGGCGCCGCGGACCUCAACGGCGGCUGCGGGGCGCUGGCGGGGGGCGGCGGCGGGCUGCCCAAGCAGAGCCCCUUCCUCUACGCCACGGCCUUCUGGCCCAAGAGCUCCGCGGCGGCGGCGGCGGCGGCGGCGGCCGGGCCCCUCCAGCUGCAGCUGCCCGCGGCGCUCACGCUGCUGCCGCCCUCCUUCACCUCGCUGUGUCUGCCCGCGCAGAACUGGUGCGCCAAGUGCAACGCCUCCUUCCGCAUGACCUCCGACCUGGUGUACCACAUGCGCUCGCACCACAAAAAGGAGUACGCCAUGGAGCCGCUGGUCAAGCGGCGGCGGGAGGAGAAACUCAAGUGCCCCAUAUGCAACGAGUCCUUCAGGGAGCGCCACCACCUAUCCAGGCACAUGACCUCGCACAAUUGACACGCAGAGGACCCCAACUGUCCAUGCGCCCGCGCACAGCCAAGCCAGCCGCAGGAGCAAAUUCGUGAGGUCGCCCACCACUUCCUCGCGCCCGGAAACACUGCACAAGCACACGCAAACACGCGCACACACUCACGCAUACACAUGCUCUAACAGGAGCCUCCUUCCCUCAUUCAGAUUAUUUACCCGGGACACACGGAGACGCACACGCGCGCGAGACAGGAUGGUGAAUUUUUGAGUGGGUGGGUGGUUGGAAGGGGUUUUCUUUUGAAUGCACGCAUUUUCACUUUCCCGAAAAACAAAGGUACAUUUUUUAAAAUGUCAUAUAUUGCAACAUAUUGAUGCAUUUGUCAUACGUUUCUACUUAAAUUAUUAAGCACUUACUGUUUAGAUGGAAUAAUUAUAUGUAAGGGCAAAAUUUAUUUUAGAUAUAAAGAAACGGAGGUCAGUGAGAUGCUUUCUGCAUUUCUUGAUGAUAGCUUGUGUUCUUACAAAAAUAAAAAUGAAUAAAAAGGGGCUUGCCAUUCAGUUGAAGUUUCCAGGGGGAAGUGCAUGUAUCAUGAAAUGAUUACGGACUUCAAUGAAGAAUGUCGUUAAUUAUGUAAAUAAGUAUUUCCCUUUAAUACAAAGUGUAAUUUUGUGUCAGUGAAAUGGAGUCUGAAUAGUUAUGUGUUUCUUUUAUCCCUGGAAAGAUUUAUUAAACUGUAUAGUUUAUCUGGGUAUGUUGGAUGCUUUGACAAUAAAUGACUAUUUUCUUCAAAACUA